AUAACGAGAAAUGUGACCUUCUGUCGCUGUGUGACAGACAGCCCUUGUAUUAUUAUUCUAAGCGUCUGGCUGCGAGUGCUACCCAAAGACAGAAUCAGGCGAGCCUCUUCACGAAAUGGCUGAAAAUAAAGGGCCCCAACAUCACAUGUCUGAGGGUAAACAAGCGAAACUUUACAGCGCACCGGCCGUACGUACACCAUCACUGUCUCGACUUGCUGACAUCGCAGGGGAUCUCGGGCUUGAUCUGACCAAUGAAGAGCUCCAACAGUACCAAGAGAUAAUGUCUGGGAUGUUCAACACCACUUUUAAAAAAAUUCAUGAGUUAGCAGAGCCCAAGCUACCCAUCAAAUAUCCCCGCAUUACUGGCUACAGACCUUCCAAGUCACAGAACCCUCUAAAUGCUUGGUACUGGUGCUGCGAUAUCCAGGGUGCGGCCAGCGGUAAACUCCAUGGCAAGACCAUCGCCAUCAAAGACAAUAUCCCUGUUGCUGGGAUCCCAAUGAUGAAUGGGUCCCGGAUAUUAGAGGGAUAUGUCCCGGAUGUGGAUGCCACCGUAGUUACGCGUGUAUUGGAUGCCGGAGGGCGGAUCCUUGGCAAGUCGGUUUGCGAGGAUUUCUGUUGUUCCGAUGAGAGUUUUUCUACCGCCACUGGCCCUGUAUUGAAUCCGCUGGACACCACGAGGUCUGCUGGCGGCUCAUCGAGCGGGAGUGCAGCUUUGAUUGCUUCAGGGGUCGUGGAUAUGGCUAUUGGGGGCGACCAAGGAGGCUCCAUUCGAACGCCCGCCGCGGCGUGUGGGAUCGUUGGCUUGAAGCCGACUUAUGGCCUUGUUCCGUACACAGCCAUCAGUUCUAUAGAAAUGUCACAUGACCACUGUGGGCCUAUGGCUAAGACAGUACAUGAUACCGCAUUAUUGCUCGAAGCUAUUGCUGGCCUGGACAAGGAGGGACUGGAUCCAAGACAACCACGUGAUAUGCCAGUACAACCGGUAUAUACUAAAAGGCUAACUGGUGUGAUUUCUGGGGUCCGCAUCGGUCUAUUGAAGGAGGGUUUUAGCUCUCUGGUUGAGCCAGAUGUCAACGUGAUGGUGCGCAGAUCCGCUGAGCGACUGCAGCAGCUGGGUGCAGUAGUGGAGGAUGUAUCUGUUCCAUGGCACUCGCUCGGUGCCGAUCUGCUGAUACCCAUAUUCGUAGAGGGGGGCGCAAACACCAUGUUCGACAGAUUUGGCGGUUCCAGUGGUCUGGCCUAUUAUAAUACCCACAUGCAGCUCGCAGUCGCAAGAGGGCUGAAGACGCACACCAACGAUUCCGCGCCGACUGUGAAACUCACGCGAAUGAUGGCGCGCUACCUGAAGGAAGACUACUAUGGCGUCUUCUACAGCAAGUCCCAAAACUUGAGGCGAGAGCUGACGCGUGCGUAUGACGAGGCGCUCUCCAAAUAUCAUGUGCUCAUCAUGCCUACGGUUCCUAAGAGGACACCGAAGAUUCCAGAUGGCAAGGUGUCAAUCAAGGAAUUCGUGCAUACAGCCUUUCUCCAAACAUGCAACACGGCUCCCUUCGAUUUGUCUGGUCAUCCGGCGCUGUCCAUCAACGCGGGCUCAUCCCACGGGUUGCCUGUGGGAAUGAUGAUAGUCGGACGCAGGUUCGACGAUGCCAUGGUGCUGAACGUUGCGCAUGCGUACGAGAAGCUCAGAGAUCAAUUCUUCUCAUAAAUGAUAGUAGCAUCUGAUGCAGUUUGUAGAAUUUAUCUUAUGUAUUAUCUUUUUACUAUUAAGACAAAGAACAACUAAAAAUGGGCAUACCUUAAGAUAGGGAAAUGCUCGGACUAUAGCAGACACGAGUGUUGCGUGAUAACAACAGGUUACAAGGAAUGUGAACACUGUUCUACUAAAACGGUGGAUUUUCUUCA
This is a messenger RNA of Nematostella vectensis (starlet sea anemone), 1905 nucleotides long. RefSeq names its product amidase. The record is from RefSeq and is a predicted model, not a curated record. The transcript is spliced from 9 exons. Bases 116 to 1708 code for a protein of 530 amino acids. Gene Ontology annotation, molecular function: catalytic activity. NCBI's taxonomy places the organism in Eukaryota, Metazoa, Cnidaria, Anthozoa, Actiniaria, Edwardsiidae.